UUUCGGUUUGCUGAUGUGACACCCCCAGCAGGAGCGACUCCAUCUUGGGCCUAGAAAUUUAUUUUGACAUACAUUUGGAGAGCGAACCUUCUGCCUUUUUCGUUGCCAGGAGGACAAGAGGAUUCUAUAGGACUGAAGGACAUCAAAACAGAGAAAAGAAUUAGAGAGAGCUCUCUGGAGGAAGCAAGAACUUGUCCUGUGGUAUCUCUCACAGCUUGGGAGAUGAUACGACAUCUCAUCUUCUGGUGGACAAUACAGCCAAGGCCCUGUUAGAGACAUAGACUCGAUACCUGUGAUGGUACCAGCGUCAAAAGGUAAGAAUGUGAAGACUCAACUACCCUUGAACAGGAUGACCCGGGAAGAAUUGGAGGACAGUUUGUUUCGUCUUCGUGAAGAGCACAUGUUGGUGAAGGAGCUUUUUUGGAAGCAACAGGAUGAGAUCAAAAGGAUGAGGACAGCCUUGCUCCGGUCAGCCGCAGCAGGCCGGGACCGGAGGGCCGAGGUGACAGCGGCGGAGAGCUCUCGGAGCCUACGAGGCGGCGGCGGAACGCUGGGUGGCGGCAGCGGCCCCCCAAGCACCUGCGCCCCCAGCUGCACGGGCUGCAACUGCAGUUCCAGCGCGUCGGCCCCCCUGCUCCCCGUUGCACCCAGCCUCGCGUCCACGCGGGACACAGACAGCUCCACACCGCCGGGGCGGCGGGCCGAGAAACCCAAGAGGGAGUCAAGGGACAGGCUGAGCUACACAGCUCCUCCCACAUUCAAGGAACAUGUGACAAAUGAAAAAGCCAGAGGUGAAGUAUCCAGUGAACCCAGCGAACAUGCCCACAUUAUGACCAGCGAUACUAUGCAAGUGGAAGAACCACCCAAGUCUUCUGAGAAAAUGUGGUCCAAAGAUGAGAAUUUUGCACAGAGAAGCUCUUUGGAGUGCGCUCAGAAGGCCACAGAGCUUCGAGCUUCCAUUAAGGAGAAUAUACAGCUGAUUCGACUUAAGAAGCUCCUACAUGAAAGGAGUACUUCUUUGGCAGUGACAAAAGCACAAUUAACAGAAGUUCAAGCUGCAUAUGAAACUCUGCUCCAGAAGAAUCAGGGAAUCCUGGGUACAGCCCAUGAUGCCCUCCUCAGCCAAGUGAAUGAGCUCAGGGCAGAGCUGAAGGAGGAGAGCAAGAAGGCUGUGAGCUUGAAGAGCCAACUGGAAGAUGUGUCCAUCCUGCAGAUAACACUGAAAGAGUUUCAGGAGAGAGUUGAAGAUUUGGAAAAAGAACGAAAAUUGCUGAAUGACAAUUAUGACAAACUCUUAGAAAACAUGCUGGAUAGCAGUAAUCAGCCUCACUGGAGCAAUGAGCAAGGAGAACAGCUACAGCAGAAAGUCUCUCAGCUGCAGGAUCACCUGGAUGCUGAGGUGGAGGAGAAGAGAAAAGUCUUACUUCAGCUGUCAAGAGAGAAAGCUCAAAACAAGGAUCUGAAGCUUGAAGUCACCAACCUGCUUCAGAAGCAUAAACAGGAAGUGGAGGACCUCCGAAAUAAAGACACAAUUUCCCAAUCUCCUGACUGGCAAUCUGAACCAGCCACUUACCCAGCUCUAUUCCAAGAGACCACUCAGAUAGAGCCCUGUGAACCAAAAAACCAAGAAGAAAAGAAACUGUCCCAGAUGUUAAGUGAGUUGCAAGUAUUGCAUGCAGAAACCAUAUUGGAACUAGAAAAGACCAGAGACAUGCUUAUUCUGCAGCGCAAGAUCAACGUGUGUUAUCAGGAGGAACUGGAGGCAAUGAUGACAAAAGCCGAUAAUGAAAAUAAAGUUCACAAAGAAAAACUGGAGAGGUUGAGUCAACUCCUAGACCUCAAGAACAAGCGUAUCAAUCAGCUGGAAGAACAACUCAAAGAUGUGGCUUAUGGCACCCGACAGUUGUCAUUAUGUCUGAAACCACUGCCAGACCAUGGAGAUGAGGAUAAAGUGGACAUUUCUCCACGGCAUCAGAGUGAGAAUCUUUUCGAACUGCACAUCCACCAGGCCUUCCUGACACCUGCUGCCCUGGCUCAGGCUGGAGACACUCAACCUACCACUUUCUGCACCUAUUCUUUCUAUGACUUUGAAACCCACUGCACCCCACUAGCUGUGGGGCUGGAGCCCCUCUAUGACUUCACUUCUCAGUAUGUGGUGGAGACAGAUUCCCUCUUCUUGCACUACCUUCAAGGGACGUCAGCCCAGCUUCAUCUACACCAGGCUAUAGCCAGUGAGCACCGCACCCUUGCAGCUGGCUGGAUUUGCUUUGACAGGGUUCUAGAAACCGUGGAGAGAGUCCAUGGCUCUGCCACACUUACUGGAGCUGGUGGAGAAGUCUUUGGGGUGCUAGAGUACUGGAUGAGGCUGCACUUCCCCAUAAGAUCCAGCCUACAAGCAUACAAUAAGCGAAAGAAAGCCCAGGCAUACCUGUCAGCCAAUGUGCUUGGAGCCUGGGAGGCCCAGGAGGAUGAGCCCAGAUCGGAGACCAGGAAGCAUCAGAAUGAGCUGCGGGUGGAAGUCAUCCGAUGCUGCGGCCUCCAGAGUCGAUGGCUGGGAGCCCAACCCAGUCCAUACGCCAUGUAUCGCUUCUUUACCUUUUCUGACCACGACACCGCCAUCAUUCCAGCCAGUAACAAUCCCUACUUCAGAGACGAGGCUCGAUUCCCAGUGCUUGUGACUUCUGACCUGGAUCAGUAUCUGAGGCAGGAGGCCCUGUCUGUGUACGUUUUUGAUGAUGAAGACUCAGAGCCUGGCUCGUACCUUGGCCGCGUCCAAGUGCCCUUGCUUCCUCUUGCACAAAACAAAUCCAUUAAAGGUGAUUUUAACCUCAUGGACCCUGGGGGGAAACCCAAUGGAUUUGUUCAGGUGCAGCUGGAUUGGAAGUCUUGCUAUCUACCCCCGGAGAGUUUCCCGAAACCAGAAGCUCCGAGUGAGGAGAAGGACACCAAGGACAGUUUAAAUACCUCAAUUGAAGAGGAAGAAGCUUCCUUUCCUCCCCAGGACCAGAUGGUAUCUAUUGAGAUUCCCAUUGAAGCUGGCCAGUAUCAAGCUAAGCAAAAAGCUCCUCAGGUGGGAGAAAGAAAGGAAGGGGAACACCAGGUUCCAGGUUACUCAAGAAAACAAGGCAAAAGAACAGGCAUUCAAGGAAAGAACAGAAUGGAGUAUCUUAGUCCUAACAUCUUAAGUGGAAAUACACUACAGCAGGUGAACUACACUGAAUGGAAAUUCUCAGGGCUUAAGAUCUCCACAGAUGAUGGUUUAAAAAAUCAGCAAAAGGAAGAGGAAAUGACAUCAUCCCAUUCAGCACGGAUACUAAAGGAAGCCCUACAUCCUGUGAAUGAUAAAGAAUCCUGUGAACAAGCUUCUGAAGUCAGUGAAGCACAAACUACAGAUAGUGAUGAGAUAGUAACACCUGUAUCUCAGAAAUGUCCUAAGGCAGGUUCAGAGAAGAUGUGCAUUGAAAUCAUCUCCCUGUCAUUCCACCCAGAGGCUGAAGUGAUGUGUGAUGAGAAUGUAAAACAGGUGUACGUGGAAUACAAGUUCUACGAUCUACCCUUGUCGGAGACGGAGACUCCAGUGUCCCUGAGGAAACCAAGAGCAGGAGAAGAGAUCCACUUCCACUUUAGCAAGGUGAUAGACCUGGACCCAGUGGAGCAAAAAGACCGAAGACAGUUUCUGUUCGCCAUGCUGACUGGACAAGAUCCUGAGCAAGGACAUUUAAAGUUUACAGUGGUAAGUGACCCUAUGGAUGAGGAAAAGAAAGAAUGUCAAGAAGUAGGCUACGCAUAUCUGGAACUGUGGCAGAUCCUGGAAUCGGGAAGAGACAUCCAAGAGCAAGAGCUAGACAUUGUUAGCCCUGAAGAUCAGGCUACCCCCAUAGGAAGGCUGAAGGUGUCCCUUCAAGCUGCUGCCGCCCUCCAUGCUAUUUACAAGGAGAUGACUGAAGAUGUGUUUCUGUGAUGGGCAAGUGCUAUUCCAUUCUAAACC
This is a messenger RNA of Lagenorhynchus albirostris (white-beaked dolphin), 3988 nucleotides long. RefSeq names its product RPGR interacting protein 1 (gene RPGRIP1). Gene Ontology annotation, biological process: retinal rod cell development; non-motile cilium assembly. Gene Ontology annotation, molecular function: thromboxane A2 receptor binding. Gene Ontology annotation, cellular component: photoreceptor connecting cilium. The record is from RefSeq and is a predicted model, not a curated record. Lineage: Eukaryota; Metazoa; Chordata; Mammalia; Artiodactyla; Delphinidae.